AUGCAAGGGUCCAGAGCGGCCCAACUUCUGACAAUAGAGCUAAAAUACAAAGUAAAGGGGGAGAGGAAUGGUGAAACAAGGUGUACGUUUUACUCUAUUACAAGUGAGAAUGUAAACUUUGAUCUUUUACAGUAUUACGUUGUGCAAUGGUGUAAAUCUUAUAUUAAUUACUUACAAUACUGCUACAUGGAUGACGAACACAGUAUCCAUGUCAACGAGAGAAACUUCACGGUGGACGGCGUUUUGGCCAGCAGUACGUACAAAAUAAUUGCCUAUGCUGUAACAGCUGAUGGUUCUGGUCAAAAAUCAAUAAUUCCAAAGACAGUGCCACCGCUAAAUCUAAAAGUGAGCUACGCUUACUCUUACAUGAGUGGGGCGAGGUAUGGAUUGCAAGUGUACUUGUCCUGGAACAGUGUGCACGCCAGCGAACCAGUGGUGAGUAAUAAACAUCUAUGUAUUUUCUAUAUAAUUUUACCCUCGAUAACUCGAACUUUUUUCUAUUCACUGUCUAUUUCCCUUGAAGGUUCGAAUUAUCGCGAGUCGACCAUCGACUGUAAACAAAUUGUGAUAUCUGGACCUUGAUAAUUCCAGAAAUCACAGAAACCUAAUAUAAUAACUUUUUCAUUAAAAAGUACAGUAUAAAAUUUACAUUGUUUUUAAGAAAAUUGUAAUGACAAAUACACCAUCGCACGGAACACAGUUCGACAUUGCUACGUACGGAACACAGUUCGACAUUGCUUUUGGAACUAUGCAUUGCGCUCACAACCUACAGAUUAGUCGGUAAUCUGCCAGCAGAUAACUAACUAAUUUGUAGGCUGCGCUGAUUUGCAAAAUCAACGGCAGGUUUCUUAACAAUAGGCUCAUGAGUCAGUGUCCAAAUGUAGAUAGAUGUUUAAGAGUUAGACUAGCCUCUUGAGUGCUCCUAAACUUCCUAAGUGCUUCAUAUCUCGACCAGUACGGAUAGAUAGAGCAUGAACUAAUUGUUUUACAACGUUUUCAAUGCGACCAAUUUUAUGUUAACUACUGCAUAACACCAGCCUGAGUCACAGACGAAAUUGGUUUUGUUCACAACCCUUCCCCCCUCCCCCCGGAGAAAUACAAAAAUAAUGCGGAUAUUGUUAAAACAGAUAGGUGGUAUUUCACUUGAGCUCACUGACCAUGUCCUUUCUUUGGCAGCGAUACGAGUUGAGAUGGAGAUGUUUAUACCGUUACCUCUGUGAUUACUGGCACACACGCGUCGUUAACUCAACCUUUUCAUUGGUUAAUGUUAGACACUAUGAUACUUCGUACGAGUUUGGGAUCACCGUCCUCACAUCACAUGGCAGAGGUACCCCCUACCAACUGUCACAAUUUGUUCCACCAAUAAAUGGAAUGCCCAGAGAUUUUUACUGUCAGGUUACAGCAGAUAACACUGUUCUUACCUGCCACUGGACCCCACCCACAGAUUUUGAUCCAGAUGCAGCUGAAUUCAAUGUAAGUAGCAAUUAGAGAAAUAAUGUUAACUUUUUUUUAUGAUUUCGCACGCCAAGUGAAAAAUAUUCUUUCAAAAAAAAAGGAAACACAAUUUGAGUUGAGGCGGAAAACAUCAAAGUGGUAAUUUUAAACUUUACAGUCAAAGACGCGCUUCGGAUGGGGUAGAGUGACAUAGUUUAAACGAAUGCUUGCCAACUCCGACAUGAUUUCUUUUAAUUACUGUAAAACUGACCUUUAGAUGGUCUUUUUAGGGGUACUAUGACAGCACACUAAAACAUUUGUGUAAGGUAGUGUCUGAAAUUUUUGAGGGGAGGGGGUGGUAAGCUGGGGAACGGUACAAGGAGGGGUGAUGUGGUGUAUCCUUUUCAUGCUCCUUUAUCACCCAUCCUUGCAAACUGUUUCCUUUCUUUCUUUUCAGUACUACUGGCUUAAGUACAGGUGUAAUGAAUGUCAGACGUACAGUUACAAACAAAUUUAUCGCCUCAGUACAACUUCUACUCGUAUAUCUGUGAGCAGGGGAAAGCGGUGGACGGUAAUGUUGCAGGUUCGCACGAGGUAUGGAGAUGGUGAAUGGGCAAAAACAACUGUGGUUGCAUGUUCAUUGGUUGUAAUGAGACCAGUUACAGACUUGGAAGCACGAUUAGAUGCACAUAAUAAGACCCUUGUCAGUCAUCUUACCUGGAAAGCUCCGCACGAUAUCAGGAAUCUUCAGGUAAAAAAAAAAAAAACACCAACACCAACAACUGAAAAUGAAAAACCUUGUAAUGAACGUAAAUUGAAUAUGUAUUCGGUAAAAGAAAAAAGAUUGCCACAACUGGUAGCGAUAGUUAGACUGUCGUGGAAACCGUACAUACCAUAAAUUGACACCGCCCUUUAUCUCGUCAUCUGGAACAGUGACAUAUCCGCUCAGACUGUCUGCCUUUAGUAUGUAUAUGGCGGGAAAUUCGUUACUCUUUUUUUAUUAUAAGGUUGUAUUAACAAGUACAGUGGAACUGGCUCGAUAUAGCUGGGAAGGGCCAAGGGACUGGUACUGAGAUGUUGUUCCUCAAGGUGACCGUUGUGGAGAGGUUCAAUUAAUAGAAUUUGCUCAGAUCAGAUAUUAAGAACUGUUCCAAGAAAAGUUGGAAUGCCGGAUCUCGUUGUCGCUUUCAAGAAAAAGUGGGCCAAAGCCGUCCAUGCUGAGAGACUGACAAAGUUUCCACUAUUCACUAGAAUCUUUAAGUAAGUUGGGAGGAAGGGAGGGCGCUCAUUCAGUUCCUAAAAUAAGACGGGGUACCGGCCUCUAAAAUAUUUACAUUUUUUGCCCCACGGGCCUCAGUUUGCUCUAAAAAUAUGCUGGGAUCUGGGAGUUAAUUAGCCUUUAGGGAAGGACCAUUAUUUUUUUGACGGGGGAGGAGGAUGGGAAAAUUUUGAAAUGAAGACUAUAAACACGGGAAUAAAUUGUAUGAAAGUAAAACAAAAAGUAUUUGCAGGAAGACAGAGACACACGCAAAAAUAUUGUUUGCAGCAGGAGCCGCAUAUAACGCUUCCCCUUCCCCGUCCAAAAAUAAUGGUCCGUCCCUUAAUAAUUACUUCUCUUCUUUUGUAUUUUGGUCAGAAUUACUUGGUAAUUACAGAAUGUGAAGGCGACUGCAUUGCUAGUGCGACUAGGCGCGUUACAUUACGGCCAAGUCUGGACCUGAAUCUCUGUUGUGGUAACAAUUAUACCUUUACCGUUAAAAUACAAAGCACAUGUGGAACUGGUCCAGGCAGUAACAUUUCUGUCUCUAUGAAACCUCCAGCUGGUGCUGUAACUAAUCUGACAAUCAGGUUUAUUGCUGGAAGCAGUCGCAUAGAGGAUGCCUUUCUGCUGAGAUGGAAUCUACCCAAACAAACAAACACUACUAGCAUUGAGGUAAUAAUAAUAAAAUAAUAAUAAUAAUAAUAAAUAUUUAUAUAGCGCCUAUACUUUUCAGUGUUAAGAGCUUUACAAUGGUUCAAAAAGGUAACAGAUUACGCGCUUAGAUACCGUUCACCAAGUCCCGGUUGUUCAAACGAUGGAUAGCGCUAUCCACCCGAUAAAUUUUUAUCCAGCGGAUAACACAAUUAUUUCCGGUAAUACUUAUCCGCUGGACACUAGUUUAUCCGGUGGAUACUGCUAUCCAACGUUUGAACAGCGGAGGCCAUGGGUCCAAACCUUCCGCCUCCCACACCUUUCAUUCCCAGCUCCUGCUCCUUUUUUCUUAGCUUCCUCCCAUCCGGGAAAUAUUAAACAUCGUUGCGUCAUUACUUCCGCUUUCUACCCUUUUCAGAACUUCCAUCUUCUGCCCUUUCCUCGGCCGGCCUCCAGUAACCCUCCCACCUUAUGUCCUCCCCCACAAUAAACAUUUCUCGUUUCCAUACAGAUCGUAGCUAAAAAUGGUCUAUUGUACCCGCUCAUCUCUAGGUGAUGCGACCGAAACCACACCAAACAGUUUGCGCAUAAUAGCUAAAUUUUCAGCGUGACAUUUUCGGGUCCGCGAAAUUGGGAAAGCGGAAACACGAAAACAAAUUGGAAGAUCACAUGCUCAUAUUUUCGAGUGCCUCACACUUACGCGUCAUCCCUACUAUCUGAAAGCCUGGAACAGGCUAGCGUUUAACGUGAUGUCAUCCGGAUCACACAGGAGUGAAUACCCCAAUCGACUGCACAUGCUUCUCUUGCUUCUGACCUUACAUCCGAAAAAGUUUGGCUUUUCCCGCUGUUGUAGAGAGUAGCGUGCUGGCUUGCAAAAUCUCGCCAACAAUUACUGGCUAGCACUGUAUUGUUGCCCACCAAAAAUAGCCUAUGACAGCUUCUUUAUUUUUCAAGCAGUGGCAACAUGAUCAGUUACAGCGUUUGUUUUACUCUGAACGAUAUCAUUUUUAGUUCUGUCAGAUCACAAUGUGGGCCAAGAAUACAGGACAGAUUGCUCACAUCAUCCGGACUGACGGAAAUUCAAGCCAUCGGAUUAUAUUCCGAAAGAACCACGAGGAGCUGUUUAGACAAGGCCAGUAUUACGUUUUCCAAGUUCGUUGUAAAACAUUGUGUGGUUACGGACCAAGCAACUCUGGCACGGGAUUUUACCCAGGUGCGUUCUUCUUCAUUUGCCAGCGUGGUGGCCUAAGCCUUCUCUCUUGCCCGCUGUCCGCUUGAAGUCUGAGAAAGGGAGCGAGUCUUUCUCGGUGAUGUCAAAGCUCACAGUAGAGUCAAUUUACCACUCCAAACAAUACCAUAACAUACCGUAAUGCUCUUUGUUUGUCACCCCAAAAAUUUUGCAUAAGCAUUGUCUUCAGUUUCUCUUGUUAGUUAAAAUGGCCCCAAGAAAAACUGAAAACAAUGCUUAUGCAAAAUUUUGGGGUGACAGACAAAGAUCAUUAUGGUAUGUUCUGGUAUUUUCUGGAGUGGUCAAUUCAGUUGACUCUGCUGGGAGCUGGGAGCUGUUUUAAUAUUCAGGGUGGUGAUUUUCAACCUGGUUCCCAGGGUCUCUCGUCUUCUUGUUCCCUUUUGGCGAGAUAAAAGACCCUGGAAACGAGAUUGGGUGCUGUGUGCGGUCCUGUUUUUGGUCCAAAAAACUACGUGAAAACUGAUUUGAUUUAAGAGAAGGCUCAAGAUAAAAAGCUAAAGUUUACUUGCAAGUAACUGAUGCGCAACCCUGAGCCAUCAAGACUUUGUACAGUAAGGGAAAGUUCAUUUAAUAUGACAAGGGGGGGGAUGAAGAUAUUGAAACUCGAAGCUUGAAAUUUUAGCAGCCCCCCUCGCUAGCGGUUCAAUUUUUUAGGGGCCCCCUCCUUGGUAGUCGAAAAAAUUUCAGAGCCCCCCCUCCUCCUUCAAUUCCUUUGCUCCCUGAAAAAGAUCGCUAGACUGUAUUAAAUAUAUUUACCAUUAUUGUCUUCAAUGGUUUAUACAAUGACAAACUUGAGAUACAGUUGUGAUACAAUUUUCUAAAGCAUUUUUGGGAUGAACAAGAGUGUAAUAAUUACUGAGACUACAUUUGUUAUAUCUGUAAACCACGUGAUAUAGCUGAGUUGCACAGGUCAUUAAAUUGUUGAGUUGAAAACCAUCCGAUCUGUAUGAUGAUGUCAUGUGUUGGUUUUGAAGUAUACAAAAUUUCGGAGCCCCCCCUCCUAGCGCAACAAUUUUUUCAGAGCCCCCCCUUCGGGUGUCUAAAAUUUUCGCCCCCCCUCAAUAUCUUCAUCCCCCCCCUUGUCAUAUUAAAUGAACUUUUCCUAACUGUGUACUUUUAUCCAAGAUUUGAAUUUCGCUAACCAUACCGCUCUUUGUUUUCUUAGAAUUUACGUCGUCCUCAACUCCGUUCUCACCGCUACCUUCCACUGUCGUAACGUAUCCUACAGCUGCUUCUGUUAAACCAACCAAAUCAGCUUUGUAUCAGUCACCAUCCCUAGCGCUACCUUCUGCUGUCAUUACGUAUCCAACGGCUGCAUCUACAACAUUGCCAGCUUACUCGGCGUCUGUUUCGCCUACAGAAUCAUCUUUGUACCACUCAUUGACUCCAGUGUUAUCUUACGCUGUCAUCACGUAUCCAACAGCCGGAUAUAGUACAACAUUGCCGUCUUACUCUGCGUCUGUUACGCCUACAGAAUCGCCUUUGUACCACUCACUGACUCCGGUGCGAUCUUCCGCUGUCAUCACGUAUCCAAAAGCCGCAUAUACAACAUUGCCAUCUUACUCUGCGUCUGUUGCGCAUGCCCAAUCACUUUUGUACCUUUCGCCAACUUCUUAUGCCACACUAGCAAUGGUGACGUGUACUUCAUCAACGAUAAAACCGUUUUCGGCAUCUCCCCAGCCUGCCCGCAGCCACCACAAGCAUAAACGGUUUCCGUAUUGGGCAAUAGCAACAACGGCCGCUGUUGGUGCAAUCGUUGUUUCGUUAGUCGUUUACAUUGUUCGUAAAAGGUGUAAGAAAGGCAGACGCAGUAUGCUAAAUUUCCUUCAAGCUGAUUAUUCUCAAGAUAUUCAGGAAAACAUCGAUGAAGGUAUAUCAAUAUAUAAGAGUCCAAAUCGCAUGGCUAAAACAAUGAAUUUUUGUUUCCUUUCAGGGGUUGAUUUCAAAACAGUUGUUGGUCAACUCAAGGAAUGGUAUAUCAGUGUCAGACCUUGUCGCGUCUGUUCAAAACGUAUUUAAAUGUUGCUUCCUUCCUUGCUUUGAUGACUUACUUUGUUUUUCUUAAUUUGGAGCUAAUUUGCUGUGACAAAGUUAUACUGUAAAUAAUGAUAAUGUAUUCCUAUACGUAAAUUGUCGAACAAGAUCUCCUCUUUGUAUCAAGCGGCGCCUGCCCCCUCCUGCUCUUUCAGUCGCGAGGCUCGAGACAACACAGCAUUGAUCAUGUUUUGUCGCUUGUGAGGCUUUUUUUCACUGUCACCGAUUAUUAUUUCUGUUCACUUCAAUAAUGUAACUUAGUAAACAAUUUUCGGAUCCAUUUAUUGUUAUCGUUCCUUAGAGGGCAAAAUAUCUUGCGUCAAAUUAAAGAAGCGCUUUCCGGACGAACAAGAGCUCAUUGCCUAAGCCCCCGACGCCCAGGAUGAUCAGAUCAUGAGGACUAUAAUCAGAGAAUUUACGAUAAACAAGUUUGCUUUUUGAUGUGCACCGGAGUGUUAUCUUGGUUGGUUGUAACAGAAACGUUCAGUUCAUUGGCCUCGACACAUAGUGAUAUUUAUAUAUUUGUUUCUAAUUGCAGAAAACAUGCCAUUGUUGUUGGAAAACUUCACUGAUGAUGACACAGUCCUCAUCCAGGCGUAG
Messenger RNA from Porites lobata, 7229 nucleotides. The record is from the annotation of a GenBank genome assembly. Lineage: Eukaryota; Metazoa; Cnidaria; Anthozoa; Scleractinia; Poritidae.